Prunus armeniaca (apricot) is the source of this 1509-nucleotide messenger RNA. Lineage: Eukaryota; Viridiplantae; Streptophyta; Magnoliopsida; Rosales; Rosaceae. The record is from the annotation of a GenBank genome assembly.
AUGGGCGUGUUUUCGACUCAAAGAGGCUCGAGAACAGCGACGACCCAAGAAGGCUUACCGGUCUCUGGUGGGAUUUCAACGGCGCCCAAGAGAAAAUGGUCCAAUCUGAUGCCUUUCUUUGUGGCCCUUGUGGUCAUAGCAGAGAUCGCCUUCUUGGGUAAGCUUGACAUCGCAAAGAACACAGCUUUAGUCGAUUCCUGGGCCGACUUGUUCUCCCCGGCUCCGUUGAUUCAUGAACUGGCGGUGGAGAGUGAUGAUUUGGGUUUGCUGAGUUGCGAGGAGUGGUUGGAGAGAGAGGAUGCUGUAGAGUAUUCCAGGGAUUUUGAGAAAGAACCCAUUUUGGUUUCUGGUGAUGAGAAGGAAUGGAAAUCUUGUUCUGUGGGAUGCCAGUUUGGAUUCAAUCCCAGCAAAAAACCUGAUGCUGCUUUUGGCUUAGCUCACCAAACUGGGACAGCCAGUGUUCUCCGAUCCAUGGAAUCAGCUCAAUACUAUGCAGAGAACAAUCUUGCUUAUGCACGACGGAGGGGAUAUAAUAUUAUUAUGACAACCAGUCUCUCCUCGGAUGUUCCAGUUGGAUAUUUUUCUUGGGCUGAGUACAACAUCAUGGCACCUGUCCAGCCAAAGACUGAGACUGCCCUUGCAGCUGCAUUUAUUUCCAACUGUGGUGCCCGCAACUUCCGCUUGCAAGCCCUUGAAGCACUUGAAAGUGCUAAGAUUAAGAUAGAUUCUUAUGGUGGUUGCCACAGAAACCGUGAUGGAAAAGUGGACAAAGUUGAAACUCUGAAGCGCUAUAAAUUUAGUUUGGCCUUUGAGAAUUCCAACGAGGAGGAUUAUGUUACUGAGAAAUACUUCCAAUCUCUUGUUGCUGGGUCUAUACCUGUGGUGGUUGGAGCUCCGAAUAUUGAAGAUUUUGCUCCUGCUCCUGGUGCAGUUUUACAUAUUAAGGAGAUAAACGAUGUUGAACCAGUUGCCAAGAGAAUGAAAUACCUUGCAGAUAAUCCUGAAGCAUAUAAUCAGUCAUUAAGGUGGAAAUAUGAGGGUCCAUCCGAUUCCUUCAAGGCCCUUGUGGACAUGGCAGCAGUACAUUCAUCAUGCCGUCUUUGCAUUCACCUGGCAACGAUGAUUCACGAGAAAGAAGAAAUGAGCCUAGGGUCCAAAAGUCGACCUUGCAAGUGCACCAGAGGCUCAGCAGUUGUCUAUCACUUAUAUGUAAGAGAAAGAGGGAGGUUCGAGAUGGAAUCUAUUUUCUUAAGGUCUGGCAAUCUGACUCUUGGAGCUUUUGAGUCUCUGGUGCUCACAAAAUUCAAGUCUCAGAAACAUGUGCCGAUUUGGAAAGAGGAAAGACCUAAAAGCAUAAGAGGAGGAGAUGAUUUUAAAAUAUAUAGAAUAUAUCCUGUUGGCAUGACACAGAGGCAAGCCUUAUAUACCUUCAGAUUUAAUGGGGAUGCUGAUUUUAGAAGACAUGUUGAAAGCAACCCAUGUGCAAAGUUUGAAGUCAUACUUGUUUAG